AUGACUGUGGGGACGCUUCCUUUGGACGCUGGCCGUUCCGACUGGAACCUUCCGUCUCUUGAGACGCUUGUUUUGCAAUUGGGCGCCGAAAUAGACGCCGCGUUUGGUUCAAGAGCCGUCACCAUGCUUCCCACGCUCACCCCGGUGCCAGACUCGCACACUCACGGCAAAACGCUUAUCCUGGACCUGGGCGGGUCCACGUUCCGAGCGUGUAUCAUGGGGCUGCAUGGAGACGGCAAGUACGUGCUGGAUUGUUCGCGCGAGUGGUCGCUGGACGCAGAAAAGGAGAUCAACACGGCAUUCUUCCAGAAACUCGUGCACUACGCUGUGACGCUGCCGUUGGACGAGCAUUUCCCCGGCUCUGUCACCGUGGGGCUGUCGAUCUGUUUUCCGUUCAGGCAGACACGCUCGAACGACGCGUAUCUCGACGCCGUGGGCAAAGGCUUUGUGCUGGCGGAAGAGAUCCGCGGCUUGGACGUUGCACGGCUGUUGCAACAGCAGCUCGAAACGGCUACCAACAAACCCGUGCACGUGCGCUCAGUGAUCAACGACGCCGUGGCCGUCUACGUGGCGGGCGCGUACCUGUACAACUGCCAGCUGGGGCUGGUUUUGGGCACAGGACUGAACGCCUCGGCCAGCUACGAAAAGUCCGUUAUCAACACAGAAAUGUCCUGUUUUGGCAGCAGUCUGAAAACACUCGUUACCACGUGGGAUUUGGAAAUGCAGCCUGGAUACCGCCAGUGCAAAGACGCACACCUCCAGCCACCCCUGUUCCAGCCAUUGGAGUACUUCUGUUCUGGAAGAUAUAUCGGAGAACUACUCAGACUGGCUAUAAUCGACUUGCAUUCCCAAAACAAACUGUUUCCAGAUACAGAAAUCGCUGCUACGAGGCAAUACGAGCUCACAGGAGAAAUGGUGUGCCGCAUUUACCACGGGAAUGUAAAAGAAGCUGUCAAAAUUCUGAAACAGUUCAAGGCGGUAUGUUCCCCUGCAGAUAUUUGCGUCAUACGGUCGUUGAUUGAAUUUCUCGUUGCGCGGGCCGCGCGUGUGCUGGCGGCCUGGAUCUUAGCGUUCUGUCAACGACAGCACCCGGAGUCGGCCACCGUGUGUGUUGGGUACAUUGGGUCGUUUUUCCAGCAUUUCGAGCUGUACCGGCAGAAAUGCGAGGCCGCACUCAACAGCUAUACACACCCGCAUGGGAACCCACGGUUCCUGUUGAGGCUCAUCGACCACAGCACCGCCCUGGGAGCUGCGAUCUCUGCGUGCCAGAUAAGUUAA
Molecule: messenger RNA, 1278 nt
Organism: Ogataea philodendri
Lineage: Eukaryota; Fungi; Ascomycota; Pichiomycetes; Pichiales; Pichiaceae
Exons: 1
Coding region: 1-1278 (425 amino acids)
Biological process (GO): glycolytic process; intracellular glucose homeostasis; glucose 6-phosphate metabolic process
Cellular component (GO): mitochondrion; cytosol
Molecular function (GO): D-glucose binding; ATP binding; mannokinase activity
Source: RefSeq, a predicted model, not a curated record